Messenger RNA from Linum trigynum, 4732 nucleotides. The record is from the annotation of a GenBank genome assembly. Lineage: Eukaryota; Viridiplantae; Streptophyta; Magnoliopsida; Malpighiales; Linaceae.
ACAAAUCUCCUAAUACAAACCAUAAAUCUCCUAAAAGAUACUAGAAAUACCACAAAGCAAACCACAAAUAUUUUAAAGCACACCAAAAACCUCCUAAUGCAAACCACAAACACGAUAAAGCAACCCACAAAAUGCACACAAAAAUUUUGGACCGAAAAUAAAAAAAUAUUUUUUUAAUUUUUUUAAUUUUUAUUAUUAUUUAAACAUAUUUUUCAUAAUGACAAUUAUACCCCUACUUUGAUUUUACACUAGGUCAACUCAUCUAAUAAAAAGUCAUCACAACCCUAACUUCCUAUUGGUUGGAGACUAGUGUUGUUACAAUAACAACACAAGGGAUGUUGUCAUAGUAACCGAUCCCUGCUUGUUUGGUCAAUACUGGGAAUUCGGGUCUCAUUGGGUGUUAUAUGGUGUGUAGGAAUAUCUUGGUUCCUAGAAUGACUUCUGUUCGAUUUGGCUGUUUUGAAUAGUGUUUACCCAUAAAAAAAUCAGCUUGUACCACAUCGAUUAACUACAAGAAAUUCAAUGGAUUUAUAAGGCCAGCUCAACAUUAAUAAUUAAAAGAGCUAGUUAGACCUUGUUGGGUUGGGUUUUUGGGCCUAAGUGGCCAAAUCCCUUCUUGUCCAUACGAUGGCCGACCCGUCUCCAUGGCCCCCAUAGCCGGACGAUGCCUCCACCCCUUGGUAUGAAAUUUGGCUCUGGGAAAAUUUAAAAGCUGAAUUUUGCAUCCUUGAAUUUCCAAAUAGUAUAUGAUUCCCUGGAUAAGGUUCCGACUUUCUUUCCGUACGUUUCUGAUAAAUGGAUCCUAUUGAAGAAGUCCGAUAGACAAUUUUACCUUCAUUGGUCUGUUUUAAAUAUCUUGGAUGUUAUGAAUCAUCUGUCCUCAAUCGUAGACAAUUAUGGUUUACUUAGCUCUUAUGCUUGGAUAUGGAUGAGGCUUGUUAAUGUCUAUUUAUGUUCUGGUUGGCAGUCUGGCGCUGCAGCUCCUGUGGACCCGGACCUUCUUGGAGUUGAAGCUAUUUUGAAUAGGAAGGAGUCUUCACAUGCUCAUAUAAUGCAGGAGUUUAUGACAACGGGUCCGGAGGGAGAAUCUGCUCGGCUUGGUAGAACAAAUCAGAUGUAGACUCGAAGAGGACAGGCCUAGAAUACUAGUGAUGGUGUUGGGCAGCAGACUCGUAAGUACACAGCGGCAGUGAAAGGGAAAGGUAAGUUGCUGGAGAGUGACAAGAUGGUUACUGCAGAUUGUCCUAGAGCUAGACCUGCUAGGAUUGUGAAGAGAAAGUCAAGGAAGGAAUAUGGUGCUAGGCCUAAGCCAGGAUUCAAGAUGGGAACUGGGGAACUUGAAGAAAUUAUGUUUGAGAAGAAAAGGAGCAACCAGGAGAUGAUGACUGUGGCGGAGAGUCAACCGCUGCCACCAAAGAAAUUGUGCUUUGAUGCUGCUUCUUUGCAGGAUAUUGGCUUGGACAAUAAUGACUUGUUGGAUGAAGAAGUGCACGAGGGCAAAUAGUAGGAGGAGGACAAGGGUGAGGUGAUGAACUGGUGGAGAAAUCCAGACGUGAGUGGCCCCAAGAAGAUAAAUGAGAUUGAUGUUUUGGAAUUGUCGUGGAAUUGGACAGGCUUCGACAAUUCAGCAGUUGAUAGGUUUAAAGAGUAGUUAUUUUCCUGAUGUUAUUUGUCUUUCAGAAACAAUGUCGUGUCGGAGAGUAGUAGAUGGCCGUAUGAGGCAAUUUUGUUUUCAUCAUUCGGAUUUUUUUUCCGUAGAUGGUGCUCACUUUGUAGGUGGCCUUUCAGUAGGUUGGUCCACCGAGACUUCGGUCUCAGUUUUAUGUAGUGAUUCCUUUUUUGUAGCUUUAAAUUUGAAUAAAUAUCAUUUGGGUUAUGUGGUGUUUUUUUUUACAUGAGUUAUGAUUAUUCUACUAAGACGUUGCAACUUUAACGACUUUCUACCUUUUGUACAUACCUAAAUGUCCCCUUCAUGACCGUUGGGUAUUUUAAUGGCAUCUUAGCUUCAAAUAAAAAGGAAGGGGGACUUCCGUGGCGUCCAAGUCACUUUGCUAACCUUCGCGGAUUUGUUGAUGAUUUUGGCCUUCAUGAGCUUCCUUUUAAAGGUCCGAUUUUCACUUGCAUUAACAAACGAGAUUCAAACCGUGUAGUCCAAGAAAGGUUGGACUGAGCUUUUGUCUCAGAAGAUUGUAUAUUAAAGUUACCGAGAAUCGGAUCAUCGAGCCCUUUUGUUUGUGACCGAAGACGUUAAGAGACCAGGGAAAUCGAUGUUCCAGUUUGAUAUUCGCUAGGGUCAAAAUCCUGAAGUCCGGGCGAUGACCAGGUUUGUUUGGGAUAUGGAGUUUACCGGCUCCUUGAUGUACCGGUCACUACAAGAAACUUAGCUUUCUGCGAUGAAAAAAUUCGUCGCAGAAAGGCCUAAAAUUCGUCGCAGAAGCCUUCUACAACGAAUUCUUCCGUCGCAAAAGAGAAAAACCCUUCGUCGCCUAUACAGCGUCGCAGAAAAUUCCGCAACGGAAAAAACCAGUUCGUUGCAAGAAAAACAAAAUUCGUCGCUGAAGGGCAAUGAUUUAGCAACGAUCAUUUCGUCGCAAAAUGAUCAUUUUGCGACGCCCAUUGCACCAUUGUAGAAAAUAAGGGUAUUCUGCGACGGGUAGUUCGUUGCAAAAAGAUGACCAUUUUUUAUAAUUAUUCACAAUUUAUUUUUGGGUUAAUUUUAGUAUAGGUCACAUUUUAUAUCUGGGUUAAUUUUAUUUUAGGUCAUAAUUUAUUUUUCGAUUCAUGUUCUAGUUCCUUCGUCAACAUCAAAUCUGCACCUCAUCAAUGAAAAAAUUCCAGAUUUGCUCAAAAAACACUAUCAAUUCCUCAUCCAAAAUCCUGAUCUGCAAGUCCUAAUGCCAAACCUGCAAAAUAAUUAAAACAAAAUAAGAUUUCGUAAAUACAAUAAAAAACUAAAGAACUUUUUUUGGAAAACAAUUUUAUUCUGACAAUUAUCACUGCACAUCUAUGUAAUAAAUUAAAAAAAGAAGCAGAUCUGGUUUCUUUCUUUCGCUUUUCUCGUCGGAAGAGCAGAUUUGGUUCAUCCGCCGGCGGUUGGGAGAAAUUCAACCCAUACCAUCAAACUUUGAGAAUUCGGGGAUGGAUACCACUAAAGUCAAUUUAGGGCAUUGGAUAUCAUGUAAGUCAAUUAAAUGUGCAUCCUUCCAAUUUUCCAUCUAUUUCAUUAACGGAGAAGAAAAAAACAUUUUGACAAGUCAACGUUGACUACAAGCCACCAGGCUGCUGAGUCAUUUACCUUUUUGCCACAUCACCCUUGUAUUUCCCCAAUCGCUUCGCACCAAAAAAAAAGAACCCGUCCCUCCCAAACCCGUCCCAUGUAUCUAUCCCAUAAUUUUCAUUCUGAAUCAAUUUUUUAUUUGCCAAUGUGCAUGAAUGAAGAUGAUAUCUCAUGACUUUGGCUAAUUAACACGCUUACAAGCUGAUUCUAGAUAAUAUUGAACAAACGCUUGUUGAAAGUCCAUAAUCUGGAUAAUUACUCUCAUCUCAUUUAGGUAGUUACUGCAAUACGUAUUAUGUGAAGCAUGUCUAUAAUUUGUUUCUGCAAAAUAUUAAUCAGAAGCUUGCUAAAGUCUAAAUAAAGCUAAAUUCCUUGGAUACUAAUUCUAAUGCACUGUCAUGAUAAGUGACAGUAGUCAGUAGGACAAAAAACACCAAAUAACUCACAAAGUACGAAACAAUCUAAAAAAGCAUAAAUUAGACAUUUCCAUUCUUCCACUUCUGCCUGCACUUGAUGUUCCUCUUCUAGGAACAAAAGCUUUCCUUCCAUUUUCUGGUCUAGCCCAUAUCCGUUCUCCUUGAUGGACCUGAAAAUGAGAAUUUUUGGAAUACAUCAAGGAAGCUAGUUUCAAUAUUAACAAAAUCAUACAUGGUUAUUACUUGAAAAGAUAAUUAAUUAAGAGCUGAAAUUAUAUACCCGAAAUCCCAAAUAAGUUGGCGCUGAAUUGACAACGUCAUUUGUCUGCUGAUUAUGCAUCUGAUUCACAUCAUAAAUUGGUUGACUCAAGGGAUAACUUUGGCUAGUUUCCUAUGCAAACCAAAAUCAGAACAUAUCUAUAAGUGAACGGCUAUUUGCCGCCAACUAAAAAAAUAUUGAAUUCAAAUUUUGAAUUUUUCCUUCCUUCCCUUCCUUUCAUUCUAUAAAUUCCACUGUUAUUAUAACCGGGCCGGACCGGAUGGUCCGACCGCGGUAAACCGGACCCGGCCAACUUUCCGGUUCCAAUUGUCUGAAAACGCAAAGGAAACUCCCGGCCGGUUAUUGACCGGUUCGACCGAAUAACCGGCAAAUCCGGAUAAGCCGAACCGGCUGUUAUAGCCCACUGUUGACAUUCCUUUUUUUAUUAUUGUUAUGGAAAUUUAUCUUUCCUUUUCAAAACCGAGAGUUUAAAUGAAAAGAGAAGGACAAUAUUACUUUCCUUCUUUUACCACUUCCCACUUUUAUGGUUUCUCCAAGGUUGUUAAACCCCUAUCGAACCCCCCGGUUGGACCCGGUUCAACCCGAGUCGGGCUUCAAAACGGCCUCCAGAAAACCCCCCGGUCUGACCCCUAAACAGGGAGAAGAAGAGAGGCAGAAGAGAGGAAAAGGAAAGAAGGAAGGGAAAUGGUAGGUGGAUCAUGGAGGUCAGGUAGAUUUAUUUUGUUGAAAAUAAGUUUUUAAUAGAUAUAUGUAAGAUAA